AUGGCGUUUCGUGACUUCCAUGGGGAUGAAAGUGAAUUUGCUUUCCUUAUGUUUAUUGCCGAAAACGCCCAGGUAUUGGAGAAGAUGAAUAUUGUGCUGGAAUUUCGAAAACCCUAUAAACCAGAAGAGCUGGCCUCGAAGAUGAUGGCAUUGGACAAUGCAAGAUGGGCAAGCGGAAGCAAGAAAGUGGGGUACAAGUUUUCCCAGCUUGGUGAGGGAGGAGGCAGCGUUUGGAAUCACAGAUUAGCGUUUGAUUUUAAUUGCAACGAUCCUUUUCUGUACCUUUGA
Messenger RNA from Miscanthus lutarioriparius, 288 nucleotides. NCBI's taxonomy places the organism in Eukaryota, Viridiplantae, Streptophyta, Magnoliopsida, Poales, Poaceae. The record is from the annotation of a GenBank genome assembly.